This is a messenger RNA of Exophiala aquamarina CBS 119918, 1716 nucleotides long. RefSeq lists its product as uncharacterized. The transcript has 2 exons. Gene Ontology annotation, cellular component: membrane. Gene Ontology annotation, molecular function: serine-type endopeptidase activity. NCBI's taxonomy places the organism in Eukaryota, Fungi, Ascomycota, Eurotiomycetes, Chaetothyriales, Herpotrichiellaceae. The coding region runs from base 1 to 1716 and encodes 571 amino acids. The record is from RefSeq and is a predicted model, not a curated record.
AUGCACAAUGCCGGAACGGUAGUAUUGCGCUCAGCAAGCAACUGCUUGCACCUCUCAUCAUUUCAACUUCCAACUCGAACAUUCCAACCCUUUUCCUUCUCUUCACCCGCGUCGAUCCUGCGGCGUCUCUAUAUAAGACCUCGAUGGUACGAUCCUGCAUCUCAUCUGAGCGUUAAUGAGUUCCAGCGGCGAACCUUCUCCCAAUCCACCCCAGUCAGCUUCCGCACAUCUACUGCGCUGCAGAUUCUCAAACCCUAUGGCGCAAAUAACAAGACUGAGCGGGGCUUGAAAUUCGAAGAUGGGGAAAUUGACAAAAUAGAACUUGAAGCCAUCUUUGGUCGGGAUCCCCCUUCCAAAAGGUUAGGAAAUCGCCUGCUACGAGUCUUGCACGGACGGCGUACAGACGGAACGUUAGAUCUCCCACUGCCUCCAGACCUGGAAACAGAGCUGGAAGAUUACCCACAUGCAGUGGAGGACGGUCUCCAGUUUCUCCGGGACGCGUUUCCUAUUGACGAAGACGCGGCCAUACUGGCGCGGAUUGAAAGAGAAGAGGACCCCGAGGAGAAGGACAAUCCGUCGGAGUUAAUGCAAAGAGGGCAAGACCUGGGCUUAUACCGUGGCCCCCAAAGUGGCCACUACCACGCCGAGCUGAGCGAGAGAGAUGGCGAUGUCUACGGUCGGAGUGAACUGGAUCGAAUGCGGGCCGAGAACCUGGCGGAAGCGGAGAGAGAAGAACGAGAAAUGCAAGAGCAGAUCGAUAUACAACAGGCCAAGGCUCGGGAAGAGCAGACUACAGCGCUUGCACAGCGGCCGGACCAAGGUCUUACCUCUACACAGGAAGUGAGACCACCGAAUGAGUUUGAGAAGUGGAGGCUGAAGGCGAGGAACCGAGCACAGUCCAAGUUGACCAUGGACUCGCCGGAGAUCGCGCAGCAGUCGGCCCUCAGGCGGCUCAUGCCGUCGUUCAUUCUCGUCUCGGUGCUGACGUCGGGCUGCUACCUCUUGUCGCAGUACUGGGAGCGACCGAAGCAGUCGGAGCGCUUCAUGCCUACUGUGUCAUUAUCUUGGGCAACUAUCAGCACGAUUAUUGGCCUCAAUAUCACGGUUUUCUUCGCCUGGAGAUGGCCAGGAUGUUGGAAGCUUCUCAACAAAUUUUUCAUCACUGUCCCUGGCUACCCGUACGCCUUGAGUCUCCUCGGAAGCAUGUUCAGCCACCAGACACUCUCGCAUCUGGCAAUGAACAUGAUCCCGUUGGCCAUUUUUGGACUUCCUUUGCAUGAAGAAGUCGGGAGAGGCGCUUUCCUGGCCAUUUUUCUCUCAUCUGGUCUGAUCGGAGGCUUCGUAAGUCUAGCACGAUACUCGGUCCAGAAGGUAUUCGUCACGACGACGCUGGGAGCCAGUGGAGGUGUCUUUGGCGUCGUGUCUGCAUAUCUUACACUUCAUUCAGAGAAUAAAUUCUCGAUCAUCUUCCUACCUAGGGAAUGGACUGAGCAGCUCAACCUCAGCGGUGGUGUUCUACUGACAUGUCUGGGUGCCAUGCAGUUGGUUGGGGCACUCCGUCCGACCAAGACCAUCGCCUACGUGGACCACCUUUUUGGUAUGGUUGUAGGGAUUGUUAGUGCUCUCUGGUGGAGCAACAAUCAGAAGCGAAAAAGGGAGGCCCUCAAGAAGAACGCCUCGGCGGGUAUCUGGGACCGUUUGUUUGGGACCAAAUGA